AUGGGAGGAGUAGCUGAGGACUCGAGCUCAUUGAUGACGCGCGAACCUCACGUGACCAGGAGUCGACGUGUGCAGAAGUCCUUAUAGUCCGGGGCCUGUUUCCUUGUAGCAGCUCCCUAUUGCUCAGAAGGAGGAAAGCGCCUUGGAAUCCUUUCAGGACUCUUGGACUCUUGGGCGCGACACAAAUCGAGUGAAGAAAGAGAGAAAAAUCUCGUGGAUCCCUGCAGGAUUAAUUUAUUCAAAAGGGAAAUAAUAGAAAAAUACUCAACAUGCAAAAAUCGUGUGAAGAAAAUGAAGGAAAACUACAGAGCAUGCCAAAGGCCGAGGAAGACCGCCCGUCAGAAGAUGUACUACAGGAGGCAGAACGAAAUCCUCAACCUUCGGAAGAAGGUGUGAGUCAGGAAGCAGAAGGAAACCUUAGAAGCGGGCUGAUUCAACCUGGCCAGGGAUUUAAAGAGGACACUCCUAUUAGGCAUUUGGACCCUGAAGAAAUGCUAAGAGGAGUAGAUGAGUUGGAAAGGCUUAGGGAAGAAAUAAGAAGAGUAAGAAACAAGUUUGUGAUGAUGCAUUGGAAGCAAAGACAUUCACGCAGCCGUCCUUAUCCUGUGUGCUUUAGGCCUUGAAUUCUUUUUUCUUUUUUUUUUUUUUGUCUGAUAGUAAAAUCUGGCCCCUGCUUUCUGUCUGUUAGCAUUUUCCAAUGUAUCUCUUACCUUUGCUUUACUUCUAAUCACCUGGUGGAAUUUUGUUUUAGGUAGUUUCCUUGUUACCAGCAUCUCACUGGAUUUUGUAUUUUGACUCAUUCUCCAGGUCUAUUUUUCAGUUGGGAAGUUUUACACAUAUGCAUGAAAAUAUGUUCGUUCCAUAUUGUAAAGUAAAACAUAACAAGUUACGAAGCAGCAUAUUUAGUAUCAGCUCACAUAAUGUAGGUUAAAAUCCCAAAUUGUGUGUGUGCGUGUGUGUGUAUACAUACAUAUAUCAAAAACUGUGCUUAUAUUUCUGCGUGUGAGUUCUUUUUGCUUAUAUGUAUUUUUUAAUGAACACAUGUCACAGAAUUGAAUUUUUUAAAUAAGAGUCAAAUAAUUUGCAACCAGCUUUUAAGGGCAAUGGGGGCACCUAAACUCUUGAUGAAAUAGCUAUUAAGAUGUAAACCUCAAAUCACCUCUGGAUCUCUAAGCCAGAGAAAUAAAACUGGCAAUGAUUACAGAUA
Pteropus alecto (black flying fox) is the source of this 1207-nucleotide messenger RNA. It is a transcript of the gene TCEAL8, whose product is annotated as transcription elongation factor A like 8. The transcript is spliced from 3 exons. The record is from RefSeq and is a predicted model, not a curated record. The coding region runs from base 270 to 623 and encodes 117 amino acids. Lineage: Eukaryota; Metazoa; Chordata; Mammalia; Chiroptera; Pteropodidae.